Messenger RNA from Brassica oleracea var. oleracea, 1235 nucleotides. RefSeq lists its product as uncharacterized. The record is from RefSeq and is a predicted model, not a curated record. Lineage: Eukaryota; Viridiplantae; Streptophyta; Magnoliopsida; Brassicales; Brassicaceae. The transcript is spliced from 2 exons. Bases 58 to 1152 code for a protein of 364 amino acids.
UAUAGGCUUAAUAAAUAUAAGAGCGACGGCGAUGGUGACAAAACACUAGGGUUUUCAAUGCUGUUUCGAGGAUGGGAUCCGGAUAUUCCCGGGGAUUCAAGGACUCGAUCGGGUGUUUAUCGGAAAGAUACGAUCAUAGGGAUAUGGAUUCCAAAAGGAAUCUUGGAAAAAAGGUUAAUUGGGGAUUUGCAAAGGUUUAUUCGGGUCGGGACUGGCAAGAUUCGGGAUUCACCAAGCUCUUCGAAAGGGAUGCGGAAUCCAGAGGAUCUUGUACAAUAUACUCAAGGUACAUUUUUCGUUAUCAUCAACGCGAGACCUCCCUCGAUUGUUUUAGAGAUUUGGGUUAAUCAGAUCCGAUUGAUUCAUUAUGAUGAGGGGAUUAUUGGGUUACUGUAUUUGAUUUUUGGUGGUUUUUUGGAAAGUUUGGCUGGUUUUGUUGAAUCUGGGAUUUUGAUUUUUCGAAUCACUGAUGGAGGAUAUUGCAUUCAUGGUUUGGAUUCUUUACGUGGGGUUGUGGGUUUCGGGAACCAAUAUAAAAGAGGUCGUGAGAGUAUUGAGUGUAGCAUCAUACCUUCCAAUUUAUUCUUGCAAAAGUUUAACAAUCUUAUAAUCUGUUUUCUUCUGGUUUUGGUGAGGAUGACUCAAAGUCAGCUUCUUGGGAAUGGCGGUGAUAUGAAGAAUGGCGAAGGAAACCGAAAACGACUGAAUAUUUCCGAUAACUCUGACCUGAUUAAGAGUUAUUCCAAGACCUUGAUAGGGAGGUUAUAUAAUGGGAACAUUGGUGUAGGAGUUUGCUCGGGUACCUGGUUAGGGAUUUGGAUCGAUUGGCUUGGUCAGUGUAUUAUGAGGCUUGCUCCUAAACUGGUCCCUUCAAACCAGUUACAGGAAGCAGAACUGGAGAUGAACAAGGCGUUAGGUUUCGGUUAUUUGGGAAAGCAAGUGGUUGAGAGGGUGUGGUUCAAGGUAGCUGUAGAGAGGAGUGUUACGAAAGUUCUGUUCAUGGUUUGUUCUACAAAAGAGAUGGCAGUUGGCUUGGGAAGGUCAGAGAGGCUAUGGUACAAGUUUCUUGCAAGUUGGAGUGGGCUACCUAUAGUAGGAUUUACUUUGGUCACAGGAGUUCUAAGGUUUCCAGAUAUGGGUCAAAUGUUUUAAUAAUGGUGGUGAGAGUUGAAAAAUGUACUUUUAUUGACGUUGUGAAUUUACAUAAUCCAAUAAAAAAUAUUGAGGAUGAGUCA